UCUCCGUGCCAACGAGGGGAGAAAAAAAAAAAAAAAGAUCAUCGCGCUUGGUUCGUUGAGCGCCGCGUGUUUCUCAAAGACAAGAACGCGAGAAAAAAACAUAAGAGAAGCGACGCGCGACUUCUGGCGUGCUUCCCUAGUCAGCCAACGCAACGGACCGAUCGUAGCUAACGUGUUCAUCGUCGUCGUCGUCGUCGUCGUCAUCGUCGUGGUCGUGGUCGUCGCGAACGCCGUCGUGUGUCUGCACCGGGACGCACCAGCCGGCGAAACGCGUGCGAGUGGGAGAGAAUCGUAAGUGGGAGAGAGAGAGUGUGUGUAUGCGUAUGAGAGAGAGAGAAAGCGAGUCCGAGUAUAAGGCAAAAGGGGGGAAAGAGUGGAAGAGUGAAAGAGAGAGAAAGAAAGAAAGAAAAAGAAAGGAAAAGAAGGAGGGAAGAAACGUCGACAGGGACGGCUGUGGAUCGUGUGCCGGUCUGCAGUGCGACAUUCGACGACACACACACUCGCCGCUUCCCGUCCUUCCAUCGUAGCACGCCGAGUUCUAAUCAACUUUCGCGUAUACACACGCUCCUCCGUCCAGAAAAUCUGUUUACCGGAUCUCCGUGCUCUCCUCCACGCUUUCGAACGUCGUUCUCUUCGUUUCCGCGACUCCUUCGACCUCGACGCCUCCGAGCCGCCACUCGAUCGACGCCGGACGUUCGUCGAUACGGUUGCCGAUCGUUCACGCUCGCGCGGCUAGUCUCUCUUUUCUAGUUCCGUGGAAAGAGGAUCGAGGGGAACGUUCGUAAGGGCCGGUUUCUAGCGACGCGACUUCGACUCUGAUCGAAACAAUAAGCAGCAGACGUGUCGUCACUUUUCUUCGCAAACCUUAUGCGAAUUCGGUUGGUGAACAAGUGAAACGACGCGUUCGAAACGUCAACAAAGGAAUCCCACGGUUUUGUGAAUCGGCUUGCGAAAGAAAGGAAAGAAAGAGAAGCCGACCAACGUUUUUUGUUCGCGCCCGGUAGAGAGAGUAUCCAGCUGAUUAUAAACACAAAGAGUUUCCACGCACAAAUAAAUAGGCAGACACGCUCGUUCCAUUUUUUAACGCUGUUUUUAUCGUCGAUCGUUAAAAGAAACGAGCUGUAUACAAAGGAAAAUACAGUUGGAUUGCAGCGUGAAGACGUCGGCAGAGAGGAUGUGCAGGAGGUCGGCCUGGUGAAGCUGCCUGGUCGAUGUCUUCCAGGCGACGGUCGCGUCACGGACGGGAUGCGAGACGAGCCACGUGAAUGUUGUACGCCGUUGAACCUUCCUAUCCGCCUGCCGAAUUAUUCUGGACCGGCAUGGAGCCCGUGAAAGCCAAAAUGGCCCCCACCGGGAUGCCCCCAGUCACCGGGGUCUUACAGCCACCCGCGGGCUCGACGCUGUCAGGGACCACGAUGGCGAAUUAUAAGAAAAGCUGGUGGAGAAGAGUGGCCCCCUGCUUGGCGUUCCUUGCCGCGUUUUCCACUGCCAUGGCCUUGCUCCUUGUCUGGAGCGAGGCUGCGGCCUUGAGGAGGCAGGCGUUCGACGCCAAUAUGACCAGAGAUUACGUGUUGAACAGCGUCUCGAUGGACAAUCCGGAAUUGGUCGCGUAUAUCAGAGAGGUUCAAUUGAAACCCACCACGCAACAGGACCCGUCCAACGCCACUCAAACAACGGAGGAGAGGUACGUGGCGGGUCUGACCGAGGGAAAACGCGAGGGUGUGUACGUGGAGUACAUAAGCAGGAUAGGUGCCAUCUCUAGUACGGGCUGGUUGGAACGUAACUUAAGUUGGAGAGGCGUCCUGAUCCUGACAGAUCCUAGAAGCUUCUUCGAGGCGCAUAGAAGCACCAGAAAUCCAAAGACCAGAGUUCUUCAUGCUUGCCUCAGCACCGAUAAGGAUACCAAAGAGAUUACUUAUCACCAGGAAUCCGAAGUUCAAGUUACUAAAUUGGGCGAGGGUCCGAACAGUCUUGUGUCGUCGGACGAGGGCUUACCGACCACGAGAUUGAAAUGCUUUCCUUUGUACAGCGUUCUGUUGGCCUAUAGUGCCACCACUUUGGAUUACCUGAGUUUGGAUAGUCCGGAUGCGCAAGACGGCCAGGUCUUGGAUACGAUUCCUUGGGAGACGACCAGGAUAUCCGUGGUGUCUAUCCGUUGGAGUCCUCACCAUAGCGAAACAGAGACGAAAAGCCUGAUCGAUAAGAUGACUAGCAGGCGAUACAAGUUGAUGUACACAACCGACACAGGGAAAUUGAUUUUCUUGUACAACGCGUUGCUUAAGAUUUGAACUUCCUUGACUGUGCUUACUUUCGACACACUAGACGAUUCUACGUUCACAGGUGCAUUCUUGACGAACAGGAGAAUUCAGUUGCGACCAGGAAUAUUUUCUUUUCGUGAUCGAUCAAAAGAUCGUUCGUGGAACAACGUCUGUGAUCUUUGUUCGACGGAUCAUCGAAAUGAUCUCGAUUCCGAUUAUCGAAACAGAACGACACGGACCUCGUUAUCGAACGUAACUUUUAUUUUCCAAAUGGAAAUAUAUUUCUUGCCGCACGCGCAUA
Messenger RNA from Apis laboriosa (Himalayan honeybee), 2559 nucleotides. RefSeq names its product protein Star-like. The coding region runs from base 1266 to 2288 and encodes 340 amino acids. The transcript has 6 exons. Lineage: Eukaryota; Metazoa; Arthropoda; Insecta; Hymenoptera; Apidae. The record is from RefSeq and is a predicted model, not a curated record.